This is a messenger RNA of Dicrocoelium dendriticum, 273 nucleotides long. Lineage: Eukaryota; Metazoa; Platyhelminthes; Trematoda; Plagiorchiida; Dicrocoeliidae. The record is from the annotation of a GenBank genome assembly.
AUGCCAGUAUUUGUUCAAUCCCUGGCAUAUUGGCCUUGUUCGCGUGACAAUGUCAGAUAUAACGAGACCAGUGGAGACAUUCAGCCACACAAUCUAGUGCUAGCUGCUUUCACAUGCCUGCUUGUGGUGGUCCCGGUUGCAUCUGUUGCGAUGGCUGUAAGAAGGAGGGAAAAUGCACCUGCAAGCCGAAAUCGUGUGAAUGCAAGCAAUGCCCCUGUGGAUGCAAUUGUUGUCGCAGCGAGUGUCAUUGAAUUGUGCACCUCUUGUCUGUAG